Acanthisitta chloris (rifleman) is the source of this 911-nucleotide messenger RNA. RefSeq names its product mitogen-activated protein kinase-activated protein kinase 2 (gene MAPKAPK2). The transcript has 9 exons. Lineage: Eukaryota; Metazoa; Chordata; Aves; Passeriformes; Acanthisittidae. Gene Ontology annotation, molecular function: mitogen-activated protein kinase binding; calcium-dependent protein serine/threonine kinase activity; calmodulin binding. The annotation marks the transcript as partial. Gene Ontology annotation, cellular component: nucleus; cytoplasm. The record is from RefSeq and is a predicted model, not a curated record. Gene Ontology annotation, biological process: toll-like receptor signaling pathway; intracellular signal transduction; peptidyl-serine phosphorylation.
AUGCUGCAGGACUGUCCCAAGGCCCGCAGGGAAGUGGAGCUGCACUGGAGAGCGUCGCAGUGCGCGCACAUCGUCCGCAUCAUGGACGUCUACGAGAACCUCUACCAGGGGAGGAAGUGUCUGCUCAUCGUCAUGGAGUGCUUGGAUGGUGGGGAGCUCUUCAGCCGAAUUCAAGACAGGGGAGACCAGGCCUUCACAGAACGGGAGGCUUCAGAGAUCAUGAAGAGCAUUGGGGAAGCCAUCCAGUACCUGCACUCGAUCAACAUUGCUCACCGGGACGUGAAGCCAGAAAACCUCUUGUACACCUCCAAAAGGCCAAAUGCUGUGCUAAAACUCACGGAUUUUGGCUUUGCUAAAGAAACCACCACACACAACUCCUUGGCCACUCCGUGCUACACACCGUACUACGUGGCCCCAGAGGUGCUGGGCCCAGAGAAGUACGACAAGUCCUGUGACAUGUGGUCCCUCGGUGUCAUCAUGUACAUUCUGCUGUGUGGGUACCCCCCUUUCUACUCCAACCACGGCCUGGCCAUCUCACCUGGCAUGAAGAAGCGAAUCCGAAUGGGCCAGUAUGAGUUUCCCAAUCCUGAAUGGUCUGAAGUAUCAGAGGAAGUUAAGCAGCUGAUCCGCAACCUGCUGAAGACAGACCCAACCCAGCGCAUGACGAUAACGGAAUUCAUGAACCACCCCUGGAUCAUGCAAUCCAUGCAGGUGCCCCAGACCCCUCUGCACACCAGCCGCGUGCUGAAAGAGGAGAAGGAUCUGUGGGAGGAUGUGAAGGAGGAGAUGACGAGUGCACUGGCCACCAUGAGAGUGGACUAUGAACAAAUCAAGAUCAAGAAAAUCGAAGACUCUUCAAACCCUUUGCUGAUGAAGAGGAGGAAGAAAGCCAACCCCACCGAGCCUGCCGC